Cuscuta campestris is the source of this 760-nucleotide messenger RNA. The record is from the annotation of a GenBank genome assembly. NCBI's taxonomy places the organism in Eukaryota, Viridiplantae, Streptophyta, Magnoliopsida, Solanales, Convolvulaceae.
AUCUCAUAAAAAAAAUUGAUAGAAGCCUAAACUCCACUCUCCAAUCUCAUCCAAAUGGUUUUAGAGUUUAGACUUUAGAGAUGCAUGCUGUCACAAGCCACACCUAUCUGCUAGAAGCCUAAACUCCACUUCUUCCUGAAAUCUGACUUCUAACCCUAGCGGAAUCCCUCAGGGACUGGCAUAGCUCUUCAAUGGCGUCUCGCUGCCGCGUCCUGUCCAGACCAGCCUUCAAUCUAAUCAAAUCUGCAAUCUCCAAACCCGCACUGAAACCCUCCAAUCCUUCACUCGGCGCUGCCAGUUCAUUUCCCCCGCUCCACAGACCAUUGUCUCACAUUGCCGCUCUCCAGUCCUUGCUGCCGCUCUACUCAGCCGUCUCUUCUGCUCGGCUCACUUCUUGCCUCAGCCUUGACUCUAAGGGCUCCCGCUCUUUGUCUCAGGAGUUAGGUCUCUCUGUUCCCCGAUGAAAGAUGGAUGUCAAAGGUCGAUGAUAUGGUUAGCCAUGGCAUCUUAUCGCACAUGAAAGUUGUUGGCUUCAUAUGCUUCCAGUUAUUUAUUUAUUUAUUUAUAACUUUUUUGAACGAAAAAAAAGUAUAAUUCAUACACUACUCUUUUUAUCCAUUUCUAUGAACUUGGGCAUGCUUCUGCUGAAAUUCUUUUUAUGUCAGGAAUUUUACUGCCCAUUAGCCCCAUUUGUGGAUUUCCCUUUAGAUUUUUUGAUGCCACAAUGUAUGUGAAUGGCCAAUGAAUUGGGAAUAUGUCC